Messenger RNA from Aspergillus nomiae NRRL 13137, 444 nucleotides. RefSeq lists its product as uncharacterized. NCBI's taxonomy places the organism in Eukaryota, Fungi, Ascomycota, Eurotiomycetes, Eurotiales, Aspergillaceae. The record is from RefSeq and is a predicted model, not a curated record. The transcript is spliced from 3 exons. Bases 1 to 444 code for a protein of 147 amino acids.
AUGUCGAUAAAGCAAGCCCGCGCGAGGAAGGUGGCUUCCCAAGCCCUUCCUCAGUUCUCCCUUGGUCCAAACCACAUCAAGUCCAACGCCCUCCACGAUAUCGAGUUUGUCAUCAAGUACACCCAUGGAUUAGGCGAUCCUGAGGCCGAAUCACAACUCAUUGGAGAUAAGACAGGGCUUCAGGGUGUUUUCAAUCAUUCGGUGGGGUUUAUGACUCAGCUAAAGGUUGUUGGGGAGCUAAAGACCCCUUGGGUAUACGAAUAUGAGGCGAGGAAGGCAUAUGAGGAAGAAGCCAUGCCUCGCCAUUUGCAUGCCCAGCCGAUCAAAUACAUGAGGGAUCUGAAUUGCAUGUAUGGCUUCAUGAGCGACUACUGUCGGACGAUAUUCCUUGGGCAGGAGUUUCUUACAGGCAGAUGGGUUGUCGAUUACUCUCUAGUCAUUUAG